AUGGCAGCUACUUUAAGCGAUCGCUGCAUUGGUUGCCUCUUGUGUCAUAUGAUUGGUGAUCAACUAGGUGCCGGUGUCGAAGGCUUUUCAGCUGUCAGAAUUAAACGCGAGAUUGGAAUGGUACGUGAUGAUAUAAAAGCACCGCAUAUGGGUAUUCCGGAACUCGGACCUCGCAUACAUAUGUAUACGGACGAUACAAAUGCUAUGCUUGCACUAGCAAAUAGUCUAGUUGCGAAUGAAGGCUUGAAAGCAAAACACGCAGCACAAUCCUACGCACAAUUUUGGUCUACUGGAGUCAAGCGAGGAUAUCCUGAUUCUGCUCAAGCAAGUAUGCAGUGUGUACUUGAUGGUAAGAUCGACUAUCGUGAAUGUGGACGCAUUAACUUUCCAGAUGGGUCGUUUGCUAACGGCGGAGCCAUGCGAAUAGCUCCUGUUGCACUUGCCUUUCGCGAUGCAUCGGAUGAGGAACUCUACGAAGCUGUUCGUAUGUCUAUUAUUUCUUCGCAUGUGCAUCCUGAAGGUAUAGACGGAGCUUUUGUUUUGGCUAAAGCUAUUAUUUUGGCUCUUCGUUGUGAAUCAAUUGAUACAUUCGAUGCUUCAGGAUAUCUGAAUACUCUGCAAUCAACAGCGCGAACUACUAGUAUGCAGAAUCAGAUCAAAAAAUUGAUUAAAUUCUAUACUGACCAGUACGGUACCAAUAGCGCGAGCUCACAAAAGAAAAAGGCGGAUAUUGAUAUAGUACGAGCGUUGGGUAAUACUUUUCAACUCAAAGCAAUCGAAGCUGUACCUUGUGCUUUGUGGGUCGUAUGUACUGGUUAUUGUGAACCGGAAGAAUGUCUCGUUCGUGGCGUUAACAUGGGCGGUGAUGCUGAUACUGUAGCAGCAAUGAUUGGAGAUAUGGUCGGUGCUUUACACGGUUGGGAAUGGAUUCCUGCUCGUUGGUAUGAUAAUAUAGAACCGAAUUCCGACGAGAACAUGUGCAGAGGAAAAGAAUAUGCUAUUGAACUAGCAAAGAAAUUGGCCACGAUGAGCGUACAUAAUGUACUAGAUGACGAUAGUUAA
Rotaria socialis is the source of this 1062-nucleotide messenger RNA. Lineage: Eukaryota; Metazoa; Rotifera; Eurotatoria; Philodinida; Philodinidae. The record is from the annotation of a GenBank genome assembly.